Molecule: messenger RNA, 3720 nt
Organism: Talaromyces amestolkiae
Lineage: Eukaryota; Fungi; Ascomycota; Eurotiomycetes; Eurotiales; Trichocomaceae
Exons: 9
Coding region: 1-3720 (1239 amino acids)
Biological process (GO): carbohydrate metabolic process
Molecular function (GO): hydrolase activity, hydrolyzing O-glycosyl compounds; chitin binding
Source: RefSeq, a predicted model, not a curated record
AUGUAUUUGAUCGUGGUUUCUGCAUGGAUCUUUGCCUGUGUUGCAGCAUCGGGCAAGGGUCUCAUACAUUUCCCUCGUAAUGAUUCCAAGCCUGUGCAAAGUGCACCACGAACAGUAGGAUAUUUUGGGAAUUGGGAUAUCUAUGCUUCAUCGCCUUAUUAUAUCACAAACAUUCCAGGGAGCAACUUGACGCAUCUGAUCUAUUCUUUUGCAAAUGUCAAUUCGACCACCGGCGAAGUGUAUCUAAGUGACACAUGGGCAGACCUACAAUACCCCUAUCCAGGCGACGACAAAACCGCUACUGGAAACAAUGUAUACGGCAACAUAAAACAACUGUACCUAUGGAAAAAGGAACAGCGAAACCUCAAAACCAUGCUUUCCAUCGGCGGCGGCACAUACUCCACCAACAUUGUCCCCGUUCUAGCAAAUGACACUCUGCGUCAAAAGUUCGCCGAUUCCGCCGUCACACUUCUCGCCAACUUAGGAUUUGAUGGGCUAGACAUUGACUACGAAUCCGUCAGCGAUUCCGUGCAAGCGGAACAAUUCGUCGAUCUGUUGAACAAAACUCGCACGGCCUUGGACACAUUCGCCGCAAAUAUCAGCGCAGCUCCAUUCUCACUCUCAUUCGCAUCCCCAGGUGGAUCUUCAUUUUACGAUCUUCUCAACUUCAGUGCUAUGGACCAAUACCUCGAUUUCUGGAAUUUUAUGGGCUACGCCUACACCGGAUCAUGGAAUACCUAUUCCGGACACCAGGCCAGUCUCUACAACUCCUCCAAAAAUCCCCUCUCAACGCCCGUUGACACCCAUACCGGGAUUCUGUAUUAUAUAUCCGAAGGCGUGACACCAGAUAAAAUCAACCUCGGCUGUCCCUUGUAUGGAACAUCCUUCAAUAACACCUCGGGCCCCGGGACAACCUUUGAUGGAAUUGGCACACUGGGCACAGACGGUGCCGCUGGACUGUGGUACUACAACUCUCUACCUGUGCCAGGCUUCAACGCGACAACGUAUAAUCUCCCAGAUAUAGGUGCUAGUUAUAGCUAUGACCCCGUCAAGAAGUACAUGAUCAGUUACGACACGGCAAAAGUCGCAGCCGUCAAGGCACAGUAUGUCCUUGAUAUGGGCCUCGGAGGUACUAUGUGGUGGGAAGUCAGCCAAGAUAAGACCGAUGACUCGAGCCUGAUUGGCACCACAGUUGAGACAUAUGGUGGACAAAGUGCGCUAGAUCAGAGUCUCAAUCAUUUAAACUACUCGACGAGUGUGUAUGACAAUUUGAGAGCUGGCUUUCCAGGUGAGACGAUUGCGAAUUCGACGGCAACUUCGACUUCGACGACGACUACGGCGACGCCGUCUUGGACUUCGAGUGUGACUUCUUCGCUUGUGGAGCCGAGUACGGUUCCUGACUGUACAGAGUAUCAUCUUGUUGUUACGGGUGAUACGUGCUCGAAGAUUGAGUCUGAGUAUGGUAUCACGAAUGAAGAAUUCGCACAGUGGAAUCCCUACAGCGGCUCAACAUGCGAAAACCUUUGGCUCGGAUUCUAUGUCUGUGUUCAGGGACCUACGAGUACUACCUCCUCUACCCCAGCGAUCUCCUCGGCCACAACAACAGCAGCUCCCUCACCCGCAGAGCCAAGCACAAUCUCCUCUUGUACAAGCUACCAUCUCGUUGUGUCAGGGGAUACAUGUUACUCAAUAGAAACCGAGUAUGGCAUUACAGUUAAUGAGUUUUCAGAAUGGAAUCCCUACAUUGGCGCGGAUUGUAUGAACCUCUGGCUCGGAUUCUACGUCUGUGUUCAAGGACCGACUAGUUCUACUUCCUCCUCUGCUCCGGUGACUUCUUCGGCUAGUGCUAUCAGUUCGUUUACUCCCGUCACCAUGCCAGCUACAACAACCACAUCAGCAACCACAACGAUUUCGACAACGACCCCUCCAUCGCCCACGGAACCAAGCACAAUCUCAUCCUGCACGGACUACCACCUCGUCGUUUCGGGAGAUACAUGUUACUUGAUUGAGCAAACGUACGAUAUUACCGCUGAUCAGUUCAAUGAAUGGAAUCCAUAUGUCGGAUCUGAUUGCAGCAAUCUUUGGCUGACAUUCUAUGUGUGUGUUGGAGCGCCUGCGACGAGCUCGUCGAGCUCGUUAUCUCGAAAGUGGAGACCAAUCCGAAAUUUCGCAAGUCAUAGUCGAACAUCCUCAGACUCGACGUUGCCCUCCACUAGCGCCCCGACAUUCAAAGUCAAACACAACGGCGCAGAGUUCGAGAUCCUAAAUCCAAAAAGUACUUCUUCAUUUGAUUUUGGUGAGGUUUCUACUUACCGACUAUCCAACCUAUUCAAAAACACGAUGGAGGAGGAAAGCCCCGACAUAUCGCCAACGCACUCAUUCAUGAGCUAUGCGUUACCAGACGACAUGAUUCGACCCCUCUCUGCGUCUGAAAGCGCGGUGCUCUCCAAAUACACAACACCACCACUGUCGCCAGGACUACCACAGUCCAAUCAUUCGUUCGCUGCCCUGCCUCCCUUGAAAGAAUCGCCGUCGAGUCCAGUGUCGCCUCGAUCCCCUAAGACUCCAGCAAGGACAUUGAAGCAGAAAGUAUCUCGUUUAUUCGGUGGCUCGGAUAAGCGUUCCUCGCCCAGGUAUGAAAUCGACUUAAACGAGAAAUUUGACUAUCGCAACGAACAGGAUGUCCCACAUUCACCGCUGUCCUAUCAUUGGGAAGCAGAAGACUCAGUGAAGAUAUUGCAUUAUCCAGGAACAGCAGUCGACACAACCAGCUCUGACUACGAAGGAAACAACUCAUCCAAACACGACUCUGAAGAUGUCCAUUCCCGCCGCAGACCAACAUGGGGCCCUCACUCAUCCAACCGUCACCAGACCCUCCAAGAUGCUCUUCGCCAACUCGAAACCGACAACAACGGCCUCACGUUUGAAGAUAUAAUGCGCUACAUUGAUGCAGAGCAAUGUGAAGAUCGUGCUGGGAACGGUGAUGGUGAUCAAGCCCUAGACGAAAAAGUUGAACGACCAUGGCAGCCAGAUACAUGGAACGAACCGACUCUAUUGCGCAUGCCACAAAAUCGUCCAUCGAAUAGCAACCUCUCGACGAAUGCGCCUAGUACACGUGCCUCUAUUCGACCGUAUGUUGAGAGGGCUGCAGCGUUCAUGGCGGGUGGUGCUGAUGGGKUCAGCUCGUCGUCUUCGUCACUUGACCCAGCUGAAGAAACUCAUGAGGCGUUGAGUAAGAACGUGAUCCACGGAAAUGAUUAUGGAAAGGAUGAGGAUGAAGAGGAGGCCAGAACCGAAGAUGACUAUGAACCAAUACCACCCCUCCGUCGUAGCAUCUCCCGCCGCGCUCGCCCACUCUCCUCCAACCCUCCAGAUCUCGACACCCCACUGCUCUUCGAAUCGCCCUCUUCCUCUUCCUCCUCGUCCUUGUCCUUGGUCUCCAACGUCCGCGCUAUCACCCCUCCACCCAGGCGUACGGCGACGCCUCAACCCCUGACGAGAAUCAGCUGGACACCUGAGAUCCCAGCCCGUCAUCCUGAUCAUCGUCUCGUCCGGUUCGAAUACGAUGCUACUACAAUCAACCCUAGAGCCGGCACACCGCUGCCGCCUUUAAUAUCGACAACAUCGCCACAAGCAGCAGGACCGAGGGUGGUGACUACUAGUAUGGCGCCGCGGAAAAAGGCUAAGAAGCAUUACCUGAAAAAGUCUUUCAAGGUUUGA